Apus apus (common swift) is the source of this 6165-nucleotide messenger RNA. It is a transcript of the gene NUDT13, whose product is annotated as nudix hydrolase 13. NCBI's taxonomy places the organism in Eukaryota, Metazoa, Chordata, Aves, Apodiformes, Apodidae. Bases 985 to 2010 code for a protein of 341 amino acids. The record is from RefSeq and is a predicted model, not a curated record. The transcript is spliced from 10 exons. Gene Ontology annotation, molecular function: metal ion binding; hydrolase activity.
UGUUUGUUCAGCUACAAAGGCAUGAAAAUAAUCUGUCAUUAUUCUGACAUCUGUCUUGGCAAAGCCUGCUUUUUCUAAUCAGGGCUAUUCACUUGCAAAUUCAGCUGUGGUUUGGGUGCAGGACUGAGCAGCUCUGUCCUUGAGGUACAGACAGCUCUUGGCACGCUCUCCUCUUUGAGGACAUACCUUCCUUUGCUCCAAACAAACCCUCUUGUGCUGCUGAUGCAAAAAGCCCGGAGAAGCUUGGGAGAACAAAGCAGGCGAGAAGGAACUAAGAGGAGCAGGCUCCCCUGAAGAAGAGCUCAAAUGCCUGCAGCAGGAUGGUUCUCCCCACAACUUUUUUUUUUUUUUGCUGGGGAAAAAAAAACACACCACAGCGCGGGGGCUUCUGAGAGAAGGAGGCAGGGGUGGAGAGAAAGAGACCCCCCAAAAAAAGAAAGAAAGGAAAGAAGAAGAGCUGACUCUCAGGCAGCCUGACCUGCUGCAGAAGCUGAUGAAAGCCCAGGGCAGAGCCGAGCAUCCCGCUGCUGAACUACAGUUCCCAGCGCUCCCAGCCGGGGCAGCGCGGCUCAGCCCAGCCCAGCCCGGGCGCGACGGGCAAUUCCUGCUGCCGGGGACGUUAUUCCUGCUGCCGGGGACGUUAUUCCUGCCGGAGGGAGCGCAACCUGCUGUGCGAGUGGGACGCCGGGUUGGACCCGGGCCGUCGCAACUGUGGAGGAAACAAACAAGAGAGCAGCCACCCUUCCCUGCUCUUUCCCCCCCGCCCAGGGAUACAGGAAUUUAGGACAGGAACGUUUCACCUCGGUCAUACAGCGAUUUCUGUUAGACCUCACAGAUGGAAAACCACCCGAGGUAUCUUUCAAGAGGCUUAAAAAUGGCCUGAAAUUGGGUUUGAUGAGCAACUGGAGACGCAGACCAAAGCAGUAAUAGUAGAAAGCAGAUGCCAGCAUUCUGCAGCCUCUGCAGAGACUGUAGGUGUUAGUGAUGGCUGCCAUUUAUCAAGCACUGCACAGAAGAGCUUCCUCCCUCUUCUGCAGGUUACACUCCACCUACGUUAGAAAAAUGAGGUACCUAAAUGAGCUAAAGGAAGAUGACAGCCUUUGUAGACAAGCCCAGACCUCAGGAACUUUCUACCUCUUUCACAAUCUCUGCCCCUUCCUGCAGAAAGUUGGAAAGAAAUAUCUGGUACCACAGCUCAGUGCAGCAGAGAUGAAAAGGAUCCUGGAGAAAUGCAAAGGGACUGAACAGUGGAUGGAGCAGUCGGUGCUGACGGGCUGUUCGGAUGAGCAUGUACCUCACUUUGCCCUGGAUUUAGGAGCCUUGGAGAAGUCAGUCAUUGAGUCUGAACUCAAGGGGUCAUUUACUGACCUACGAAAGGCUCUGUUUGUAGUGGAUAGGAAGGACUCUCCUUUGCUGGCUUCGGCCCAGUCCCUUCUCCGGUGGCACGAUUCCCACCAGUUCUGCAGCAAGACUGGGCACCCCACCCAGAAGAAUGCAGCUGGCAGCAAGCGUGUCUGCCAGGCCAGUGGGAUAACUUACUACCCCCAGAUGUCUCCAGUGGUCAUCACCCUGGUGUCCGACGGGAGCCGAUGCCUCCUGGCACGACAGCCCUCCUUUCCCCAGGGGAUGUACACUGCUCUCUCUGGCUUCUGUGACAUGGGUGAAAACGUGGAGGAGACAGUCCGGCGAGAGGUGGCAGAAGAGGUGGGCCUGGAGGUGGAGUCACUCCAGUACUCAGCUUCUCAGCACUGGCCCUUCCCCAGCAGCUCCUUAAUGAUCGCUUGUCAUGCCUUGGUGAGGGCAGACCAGGCUGAGAUCAGUAUGGACAGCCUGGAACUAGAGGAAGCCCGUUGGUUUAGCCUGGGGGAAGUCGUUGAGGGUCUCAAGAGGGAGCCCAGACCUUCCAAGCAAGAUGAUGGUCGUUUUUUACCCUGGUUCCCUCCCAGACAGGCCAUUGCUCACCAGCUGAUCUGCGAGUGGGUUAAGCAGCAGACCUCCCAGCCAGCUUAGGCAUGACUCCACAACCUCUGGGGUUCUACCAGAACCAUGAAAACUCAACCAAAAAAGCUGCCAAAGUCACUGAAGGCAAAGCCUGUGUCACAGUGAGGACAGCACUCAGACACAUAGACUUACAAAGCCAUUUCUAAACUGAUCAUCCUCAGACAAUUCCACGUGCAGCAGGUUAAUUCUGGGAGCCCAAGACCUGCACUACAUGUACAAGAAAAUUCUUGGUCCCAAAGCAUCAGACUUACUGUGACCAGCUGCUGCCCCGCAAGCAACAGAACAAUGAGCCUCUGGCACCUGUGGCCUGUUUUCCUCCAAUUUUACCCACCUUGGCUGGAUAUUAAGUGCACGAUUUUUCCAGAAUAAAAUAAAGAGAUAGUGGCACUUUUCAGUGUUCACAUUUCUAUGGAUCUGGAAGAACUCUCAAAACCACAGAAAAAUGCACUGCCUGCACAUGCUCUUCCCUUCUGUUUCCCUUCCCAUUCAAUUUUCCAGUUUCAUAUAAAACAUCUUAUGUUUUGUUGGUUGUUUUUUUUUUCCUUUUUACAAAUCUUAAGUGGGCUCCUACUUCACGGAGAUACCUGAGCAACUAAAAAUACCUCUAGAGGCACCAUUUUCCCCCACCGGUAAGCGUUACUUCUAUUCCAAGGAAGAGAGAACAGAGCAACCUGGUGGUAGAAGAGUGGAAGAGCAAAACCUCCAUAAAAGCCUCUGAAGGACCCAGACAACGUAAAAAGGUGAGAGGAACAAGAAAGGACUCUGCUUCCAACAGAGAAGAAUCCUGAAAGGCACAAUGCCUCCUUCCCUGUGCCCAAAGUCUGUGGCUUGCCUGGACAGCUGGUCUUGUUUUACUGAUUAAAUGGUACCACUUUUCUGGAGGGAGAGAGACAAAGAGACAGUCUGGGCAAGGAAAGCUUAGUAGAAGAGACAGAUGGAAGGAUGUUGGAUCUGCUGCUGCUUCAGGCUGACAGUCCUUUCUGCCUGCUUGGUGAGUUGGAAUGCCAGGAUUGGAAUGCCAGCAGUACAGAUGCCUGAAUGGGGAACAGGAACGUGGCACUGGCUGCCACCACUGGGCCUCACUGCAGGUGAAAGACCUUUUGAGGAGUGGUAAAGCUCAGACAAUAAAACCCUUGUGCCAGAGCACAUGUUUGUGAACUCCAUCUGCCAGUCAUUCUGCUAAGGAUGCCCAAAGGCCCAGCCAAGGCAUUGCUCCCUCCCCUCCAGCCCAGCCAGGCACCACAGGAGGCCACACACCCCCCAGCUGAACUGCAGCACUCCUGCAUCCAGCUUCCCUCCAAGCACUGCCUCUCUCUGCAGCAGUUCCUCCUGCUUUCUCUCCAUCGGGCAUUUACCUCUUCCUCUCUCUGCUCUGGAAUCUGCCGUUUGCAUCUUCAGCCUCACUCAUUUGUUCCUCUUCUCUGCAGAGGAUAUUGAAGAGUUUGAAACCUGCCAGCGAGAUAUUCCCUCUUCUCGUCUCUCUCCUCCUUCUCCUUAAUGCUUCCCAACUCAUUCUUGUGCUCCAAGCUUCUUUCCAGUGUACAACACCCAGCUCCACGUGCUUAGUGCUUUUUCAUAUCCACACACGACCUGUUCUCCCAGUGGCAGAAGGAGUGAGAAAUAAAAGCAGCCAAAAAGUGGUACCCAGGAGUGCAAGGGGGGGGUGGCUGUGUGACCUGCAGUGAUCCCAGCUCUGUGUGCUCUCAUUUUGUGCUUCUACAAGCUGCUGGAUCUCCGUGGGCUUCAGGACAACUCUUAAGGGCUGCAGUCUCUCUAACACACUGACUAGACCAGGCUGCUGCAGAUUUCAUCAGUUAAUGCCCAUUUUCUACAAUAAGAAAAAGAAAAAGCAAAGCUUUUUUCUCAUCUUGUUGCUUCUGUGACUCACCUUUUAAGACAAAACGUCUGCAUAUUCCUUUUAAUUAUAAGAAAAAAAAGUUCAAUUUACUCAACCUUUUUUGGUAGAGCAAGAACAAUAUUCUCAUCCCAUCUUUUGAAAAGCCUUACGUUUAAAACUAUUUUAUAUCAUAUCCUUAAUCCAUACCCCUGUGACUUAGGUAUGAAACCUGAGUAAUAAUCAUUGCAGUCAAGAUGGAACAUGCUCCUUGAAGGCAGCUGACCUGGAGAAAGAAGCAGGCAGCUCCUGACAGAUGCUGCUUCAACAAAACACAGCAGGGCUUUCUCAUGUAAAAGAUACCAGGCAGGCAAGAGGGAUGGAGCAACAUGCUCCUCACGAGCACACAUGGGUUAAAUGACUCCUCUUGGGGGACACUUGGCUUGUAUAAAUCAGGGAGACUCCACUGCUUUCAGAGCCUGCAAGGGCUUGGGACUUGCAGGAAGACCCACCACUGAAAAGCAGUCAGCCUGUGGGGUUACAGCCCAGUUGUUUCCAGGUGUCAGUCAGCAGGAUGCAUGGGCAGCUAUAAAAGAAUAAGUCACCUGACUCAUUUGAAAUAGCUUUUUGGAGAGCAAGGCAGGCAGGUUCAGAGCAGCUUUCCACCUUCCUACCAAACACAGCAGGGCACAGAAGUCACGUUUAGCUCCCUCAGGUGCCAGCAGAGGAUUAAAGUAGCCAAACCCCUUGGCAUAACUUGUCUUAUCUCUGAACAAGGGAGCUCAGAAAAAUCUUACCUGGAAAUGGUGUGGAUUGAGAAUUCACUUCCCACACACUCCCCCCAUCACCUUGGGCUGCUCUGCUCCUGCACAGAAAGGUCACAUUUCCCUACCCAGAGGGGUCCUCACCCAUUGUGAAGAGGAGAAAGUCUGAGUUCAGUAUUACAGCUCAAGGAGGGAGCUCUUACAUCAAGAAAUUACUUCAGCUUAAAACACACUCUGAGGCACAGUGGACACGUGCUGAAUCUGAUGUUUAGCCUGAGAGGACAUGGGCACUUCAUGGAACACCCUAACAAUGUGACUGUGUUGAAGUAAUUUCUCAGGUAAUCAUUUCUCAGGUAACCACCAGCAGUUCAACCCUGGCAGCUGCAAGACUUUUAAGUACACAAACACAAUUCCAGCAGCCCAGAGCACUGCUGAGAUUAAUUCAGCAGCCCCAGCCUCCAGCUCCCAUUUCAAACUUGUUCAUUGUUCCACUUGGCAAGGGAUGGAAAGCAGCUGUGCAAGGGGAAAAAUACUGCAGAUGUGACUCAUGCAACCAUGCACACACCUGGGAACAACUGAGCACCACCAGAACUAUUUUUGUUAAAAAAAACCCAACAAAACACCAAAAAAGAGGCCAGGUUGCCAAUCUGGGAGUGGUGUGUCUUGCACUUUCUUUAAGAGCCAUCAAUGGUAUUUUAUAGACUAGCACGUGCACUCAGUGAUGUCCAGAAUCAUCAUUACAUGGAAAAACUGAAGCUGGCAUCAGCUGUCACAAACAUGAGGAAGAUCACAGGAGCAGAAACACAAAGCUCCCCCAGGCCCCUCACAGGGAGAGCAGUUUUGGCACAGGAACAGAAAAUGCUGAUACAACCUCCUUCUCCCCUGGUCCUCGUGCUCAACUGCACGUAGCAGCUUUGUUAGGUAGCAUCCUCCACAAAGCUUCCCAUCUAAACAAAACACAGCUACAGAGAAAUAACAGGAGGAAUAACAGACAGGGGGCAGGGCAAGGAAGGCUUUUCAGGGAGAUCUGAAAUGAUUGGGGAAAAGAGUGAUGCACAAUAAGGUUGUUCCAAUGGCAGGAAAGGCAAAGAAGGCCCUAUUGCUACGAGUGGAAACAUUGCAAAGGGACCCAGAAGAUUAUUAGUAGAAGCAGAAAAGUAGAUAUUCUAUUAAUAGAAGCAGAAAAAGAAGAAAGAUGAGGUUUGGGGCAGGGACAGAAGCAAAUUACACAUCCCUUUUAUUGAUAAAAAGCCUAAGGAUCUCAACAAGAUUCCUCUUUCAAGGAAUAGGAAGCUGAACAUUCAUAAAUGGCAAGGUGGACACUGAAGGCAGGGUCCUGGACAAAGGAAAGGACAGGGUGCUAGACUAGGACAGAAGCAGCUCUGCAGCUUUUCCUACAAAACAGUUGACUAAUUUAACAGGAACCCAGCAAAGGCAAAAAGAUACUGCACACAUGUCUGAACAAGAGAAAAAAUGGGAAGCUUUUAUUAGUGAAAGAAAAUACAAGGGGCAUGCAGUAAUAACCUUGAGUCUUUUUUUUCCUGAAUAAACUGAGCUUUACCUUCA